AUGGCUCAACAAGAUAUCCCCGAAUUUAAGCUUAUUCUCGUAGGAGAUGGUGGUGUUGGAAAGACCACCUUUGUCAAACGUCACUUGACUGGGGAGUUCGAGAAGAAAUAUGUAGCAACUUUGGGAGUCGAAGUCCAUCCUUUGAUUUUCCACACCAACCGUGGACCCAUCAAAUUCAAUGUUUGGGACACUGCUGGCCAAGAAAAAUUCGGUGGGCUCCGUGACGGAUAUUACAUCCAAGGGCAGUGUGCUAUUAUCAUGUUUGACGUGACGAGCCGUAUUACAUACAAAAAUGUCCCCAAUUGGCACCGUGAUUUGACCCGUGUGUGCGAAAACAUCCCCAUCGUCUUGACUGGAAACAAAGUCGAGAUCAAGGACCGAAAGGUCAAAGCCAAGCAGAUCACCUUCCACCGCAAGAAGAAUCUGCAAUACUACGAUAUUUCUGCCAAAUCGAAUUACAACUUCGAAAAACCGUUCCUGUGGUUGGCGCGCAAGUUGUCUGGAGACAACCAGCUUCACUUUGUCGAGGCCCCGGCUCUUCAACCACCCGAAUUCACCAUCGACGACGCUACCAAGCGCCAAUACGAACAGGAGAUCGCUGCUGCUGCCGCGCAGCCGCUUCCCGAGGAUGACGAUGAAGAUCUGUAA
Seminavis robusta is the source of this 648-nucleotide messenger RNA. Lineage: Eukaryota; Bacillariophyta; Bacillariophyceae; Naviculales; Naviculaceae. The record is from the annotation of a GenBank genome assembly.